This is a messenger RNA of Rubroshorea leprosula, 2024 nucleotides long. The record is from the annotation of a GenBank genome assembly. Lineage: Eukaryota; Viridiplantae; Streptophyta; Magnoliopsida; Malvales; Dipterocarpaceae.
AAGCCACCGUGCCAUGGCAAAAUGCAAAGAUGCACCGUGAUCCGGCGGCAAGCGGAGCCGAUUGAAAGAAAACGGAGUGGUGUCAUUGCGGCAAUUAUCGGGAACUGAAGAACGGAUUUGAGAAGAAUUUGAAAUGAAGAAGUCGCUACUGCCGGCGAAAAAGAUAUCCGGCGGCACUGAGAAGCAGGUUUCCGGCAAGGAAGCUCUGGUUAAGCUUUUGAGAUGGCAUUUCGGUUAUUCCGAUUUCCGCGGCAAGCAGUUGGAGGCAAUCCAAGCUGUUUUAUCAGGUAGAGAUUGUUUUUGUCUAAUGCCGACUGGAGGAGGGAAAUCAAUGUGUUAUCAAAUUCCGGCUCUGGCGAAAACAGGAAUCGUGCUUGUUGUUUCUCCAUUAAUAGGAAAUUGCUUUAAACUUGAUCUUCUGUUCUCCAAUUUUACUGGCAGCCUUGAUGGAAAACCAAGUGAUGGCAUUGAAGGAGAAAGGAAUUGCUGCGGAAUAUCUCUCUUCGACCCAAACAUCACAUUUGUGAAUGCAUUGUUACUGGGGAUUCAUGAAGACCUUGAUUCUGGAAAACCAUCUCUGAGAUUGCUGUAUGUAACACCAGAACUUAUUGCAACUCUGGGGUUUAUGUCAAAGUUGGCAAAGAUUCACUCUAGAGGAUUAUUGAAUCUAAUUGCUAUAGAUGAGGCUCACUGCAUCUCAACAUGGGGCCAUGAUUUCAGGCCUAGUUAUCGUAAGCUUUCAUCUUUGAGGAACCGGGUCCCAGAUGUACCAAUAUUGGCUUUGACGGCUACUGCAGCUCCCAAGGUUCAGAAGGAUGUUAUAGACUCUUUAAGCUUGCAAAAUCCUGUAGUCCUUAAGUCUUCUUUCAACCGUCCAAAUAUUUAUUAUGAAGUUCGAUACAAAGAUCUUUUGGAUGAUGCCUAUGCGGAUUUGUGCAACAUUCUCAAAUCCUAUGGAGAUGUUUGUGCAAUUGUUUACUGUCUUGAACGUGCUACCUGUGAUGAGUUGUCCAUUCAUCUUUCUAGAAAUGGCAUUUCAUGUGCUGCUUAUCAUGCAGGGUUAAAUAACAAAUUGCGCACAUCUGUUUUAGAUGAUUGGAUUUCCUCCAAGAUACAAGUUGUUGUGGCCACAGUGGCAUUUGGCCUUUUUCUUUUAUAUCCUACUUGGAGCUGCUGUGGUGUGUGCACAGUAAUUCAGAUACUGCUCUUCCUUCAGGAUGACAGACAAGAUGUCAGAAUAGUUUGUCAUUUUAAUAUCCCAAAGUCUAUGGAAGCCUUUUAUCAAGAGUCAGGCAGAGCUGGACGUGAUCAGUUGCCUUCAAGAAGUCUGUUGUACUAUGGUAUUGAUGAUCGAAAAAGAAUGGAAUUUAUUCUAGGGAAUGCUGAGAGCAAGAAAUUACAGUCCUCAAGCUCACAAGGGGAGCUGUCGAAAAAAUCCUUGUCAAACUUUAAUGAGAUGGUUGAAUAUUGUGAAGGUUCUGGGUGCCGUAGGAAAAAGAUUCUUGAGAGCUUUGGAGAACAGGCAUCUACAUCACUUUGUCAAAAAACAUGUGAUGCCUGCAAACAUCCCAAUCUAGUUGCGAGGUAUCUGGAGGAGCUCACAACUUCUUGUACUGUUCGCCAGAGAAAUAGCUUUUCACAAGUUUUAACAAGCAGGUGUGAUCUAUUCCUUAUUUUGUUUUUAUUUGUUUGGCCAAUGGUCCAUUCUGUUCCAUGCUUAGCAGAAGAAAAGAUACAUAUUUUCUCCUUUUUCAGCGAUAUGUAUUCUUAUUGAAAAGCUCUAUUCUGUGGACUGUAAAAUGCAAUGACCACAAACCUUUAUAUCUCCAAUCAGCAUGUUAGGUACUAGAGAUCUCAUAUUUGUCAUCUGUGCUUUAUGUUGAUUGAGAAUGACUGUCAUUUUUAAGUGGCAAGGCAAUAGUACUUGGAUUGCUGUUUGUACAUACAAAAAGGGCUACUGUAUUACAGAUUUACAGUACUCUACAACAUGGAGGUAUUAGAUUAAUUAAACUGAAGUUUUGAUU